AAGAGGUUCUCCUGUACUGAGUGCGGGAAGGGGUUCUCGUGUAAACCACAUAUUAAUGUGCAUGAAAGAACUCACACGGGGGAGAAGACAUAUUCUUGUACUGUGUGCAGGAAAUGCUUUUCAGAGAAGUCCAGUCCAUCUUCUGCCCAUCAGAGAUUGCAUACGGGGAAAAAGACGUUUUCCUGUCCUGAGUGUGGGAAAUGUUUUUCACUGAAGUCCUAUCUUUCCAAACAUCAGAGAUCUCACACGGGGGAGAAGCCAUAUUCUUGUACGGAGUGUGGGAAGGAUUUCCUGCGUAAAUCAGAUCUUAUUGUGCAUAAAAGAUCUCACACGGGAGAGAAGCCAUAUUCCUGUCCUGAGUGUGGAAAAUGUUUUUCACAUAUGUCCAGUCUGUACGGACAUCAGAGAUCUCACACGGGGGAGAAGCCGUAUUCCUGUCCUGAGUGCGGGAAAUGUUUUUUUCACAGAUGUCCCAUCUUUUCAGUCAUCAGAGAUGUCACACGGGGGAGAAGCCGUAUUCUUGUUCUGAGUGCGGGAAAUGUUUUUCAGAUAAGUCCAGUCUUCAUAGACAUCAGAGAUCUCACACAGGGGAGAAGCCUUAUUCCUGUCCUGAGUGUGGGAAAUGUUUUGUACGAAAAUCAAAACUUGACACACAUCAGAGAACUCACACGGGGGAGAAGCCUUAUUCCUGUCUUGAGUGUGGGAAAUGUUUUGUACGAAAAUCAAAACUUGACACACAUCAGAGAACUCACACGGGGAGAAAGUCUUAUUCCUGUCCUGAGUGUGGAAAAUGUUUUGUAG
This is a messenger RNA of Staurois parvus, 801 nucleotides long. The record is from the annotation of a GenBank genome assembly. Lineage: Eukaryota; Metazoa; Chordata; Amphibia; Anura; Ranidae.